AUGGAAUCAAGAACAUGCUGGAUUUGUUUGCGCACGGAUAGUACAGAUGAUAAAGAGGAAGAUGAAAUAUUGGGACGGUCAUCAUCUGAUGAGUGGAUACGUCCCUGUCACUGCAGAGGUAGCAUAAAGUGGGUGCAUUCCAAAUGUUUUUACAAAUACGUAAUGAACCAAACGAAAUCGAAGCUAAGAUGCAUAUUCUGCCAGACAAGGUAUAACAUAAUCAUACGAGAUUUUCUUUUCAUACACAUUUUUGAGUUCCUGAACAGCUUUUUUAUGAAUGUCAUACUUGCAUUCUCCUUCCUUUUUCUUGUUAUAUCUCUAUACCUGAUUUUAUUCGUGUAUGGCCUGAGCGUUAUGCUGGCGGCCACAGGAUUGGACACCACGAAGUCGUUGUUUUACAAGGUUGAGAACGAUGUGUUCCUAUUUGACUAUAUCGGAAUAGCACGGGCACUUCUAGGCAUACCGCUCCUGCCGCUCUCCAUUUUGUACAGCAAUUUCAAGACAUAUUCCUUUCUAUCGCACAUUAUACCUGUAAUUAUCAUCAUUGAUAUUCCCAAGCUGUCCAUCAGCAACGUUCUGUUCUCUUCGCUCCCCAUCCUCUACUUUCUGUACCGGGUGGUCAUAAAUUACAUCAAAGAAAAAGUAAGUGAUACUUCAGACGGGUCCAGGCAUGAUGAGGACAGCAGAACAGAAAUAAUCUUCAACGAUUUUAACAUACCUGUGAAGGACGUAGGUAUUGCGUUGCUUACGCCAUAUGUUGCGGCCAUCGUAGGAUUUUCUGUGCGUAGAAAGGCUUCCUACUCAGGCACAUUGCUAGGAGGUGCUAUGGUAACUUUUGCGGUUGAUUUCUGCAACAUUCUGUAUCGUUACUUCAUAAAGAAACGCGCCGAGGGCUUGCGCGUCAUAGAACCGGUGUUGGACAGCGAGGAAUAGCAUUUGUGCUUACGGCUGCAAGCAGUUGAAUGGCAGGCUGGCACGGUGUACUAACUCUUGAAACAGUAAUAAAAGUUGAUAAUAGUGAUACUUAUACUAACGAUUUCUGGUCUUGGUAUAUCUGACCGGAUGGUUUAUCUUUUUAUUGCAGUUUGCUG
Molecule: messenger RNA, 1091 nt
Organism: Vavraia culicis subsp. floridensis
Lineage: Eukaryota; Fungi; Microsporidia; Pleistophoridae
Exons: 1
Coding region: 1-933 (310 amino acids)
Molecular function (GO): zinc ion binding
Source: RefSeq, a predicted model, not a curated record